GGUGGGAGUACGUCGAUGAUAGUCCCAGUGUGGAUCUCAACACUUAGUGCUCCGGACACUGAAACCCUAGUGUAUGCACUAUUGGACACUCAAAGCAGUCACACAUUUGUUGAUCAGGAGGUGUGCGAAAAGCUAAAAGCAGCAAUGGAACCAGUGAAACUUAAACUUUCCACCAUGAUGGGGAGAGACUCAGUCGUGAAGAGUCAAAGAGUAUGCAAGCUCAAAGUUAGAGGAUUUUCCUCUAACGUUUCCAUCAAUUUGCCUCCAGCCUACACAAGGGACUUCAUUCCUCUUGACCGUGCACAUAUUCCCACUUGUCAGACAGCCAACAAAUGGAAACACCUUGUAAGCAUGGCCCAAGAGAUACCCCCGUUGAUGGACUGUGGUGUUGGAUUGUUGAUUGGAUAUGACUGCUCCAGAGCGUUAAUUCCAAGAAGGGUCAUCACUGGGGGCGACUAUGAGCCUUAUGCUAUUGAGACGGACCUUGGUUGGAGCAUUGUGGGAAGCGCACCACAGCGUGUGCAAGCUAAAGAUGUGACUGGUUUUUGCCAUCGAGUGUCUGUCAGAGAGAUGCCACCCAUAACGCCAUUUGCUGUCAUCAAGGCCCUAGAGUCCGAUUUUGCAGACACAAAAUCUGGUGACAGAAGCAUAUCUCAAGAAGAUAUAUGCUUCCUGCAGAUCUUGAAAGAGAGGAUCCAACAAAAUAAGGAGGGUCACCUGGAGAUGCCUCUCCCUUUCAAAGCACGUCCACAUCUCCCAGACAACAAAAGGCUGGCAUUAGUACGGUUGAAGCAUCUAAAGAGGAAGCUGGACAGAGAUCCCAAAUUCAAAAUAGACUACGUGAGAUUUAUGGAAGGUGUCUUCAAGGAUGGAGAUGCAGAGAAAGUGGAAAACCAAGCAGAGCUGGGGAAAGUGUGGUAUAUCCCACAUCAAGGAGUUUACCACCCCAGAAAACCAGGCAAAAUCAGAGUGGUUUUCGACUGCUCUGCAAGGUAUGAAGGCACCUCCUUAAACGACCAUCUGCUAACAGGACCUGACCUCACAAAUAGCCUAACAGCUGUGCUGUGCCGCUUCCGUAAAUAUCCCAUCGCAGUCAUGUGUGAUGUGGAGAAAAUGUUCCACAGGUUUCAUGUGAGCAAGGAUGAUAGAGACUACCUGCGAUUUCUCUGGUGGGAAAAUGGAGACACAAACUCAGAACCCAGAGAGUACCGCAUGAAGGUUCACCUGUUUGGAGCAUCAUCCUCCCCUGGCUGUGCCAAUUAUGGCAUGAAACACCUUGCCAGCCAAUGUGAGAAAGAGUACCCCUCCGCAGCUAGCUUCAUCCAGAAACAUUUCUAUGUCGACGAUGGUCUCAUAAGUGUAAAGUCGGUGGGUGAGGCAAUUGAACUGGUCAAAGAUGCCCAAGCUGUGUGUGCCAAAGGAAAGCUGCACCUUCACAAAUUUCUCUCCAACAGUCGAGAGGUCCUUGACUCAGUGGAGGUUGCAGCGCGUGCUACGGAGGUGAAGAAUGUUGAUCUUAAUCACAAUGAUUUGCCAGUUCAAAGAGUACUAGGUAUAAGGUGGAACAUUGAAAAUGAUAGCUUCUCCUUCAAGGUGUCACUUGAGGAGAAACUGGCAACGCGCCGAGGGAUCCUCUCAAUUGUGGCCUCCUUGUAUGACCCUUUGGGGUUUCUAGCCCCAGUCAUUCUUGAAGGGAAAAGAGUGCUGCAAGAGAUGUGUCAGAGAGGCACAGGGUGGGAUGAGCCACUACCCAAAGACUUGAAGUUAAGGUGGGAGACUUGGAUGAAGGAUUUGGAGAACCUGGAAAGAAUUGAAAUUCAAAGAUGCUUCAUACCUGACAGCCUUGGUGAGAUUCAGAGAGCCGAGCUUCAUCAUUUCUCUGAUGCAAGCAGUCAAGGGUAUGGCCAGUGCUCUUACAUCAGAGUAGUAAGCAGAGAAAGGGUAUGCUGCUCCUUGGUCAUGGGCAAGGCGAGGGUUGCACCAACCAAAAUAGUCACCAUACCGAGGCUAGAAUUAACUGCAGCAGUAACCUCGGCAUCUGUGAGCAGCAUAUUAAGGGAGGAGCUAGAGCUCAAGAUUGAUGACGAAUAUUUUUGGACAGACUCAAAGGUCGUGCUUGGUUACAUCAAUAAUGAAGCAAGAAGGUUCCAUGUGUUCGUGGCAAAUCGUGUUCAGAAAAUUCGAGAAAACACAGAUGCACGGAAAUGUUAUUAUGUGGACACAGGAGAAAACCCUGCUGAUCAUGCAUCGAGAGGCCUCAAAGUAGCUGACCUCAUCAAGUCAAAUUGGUUCUCUGGCCCAGGCUUUCUAUGGGAAAGAGAGAUAGCCACCAAACAGGCUACUUCAGAUUUGCUGGUGGGAGACCCAGAGGUGAGGACUACUCAGGUGUUGAAGGUUGAGGCAGCAAGACAGUUUGACAUCCAGAAGCAUCUGCUGCGGUUCUCAAGAUGGGCUACAGCUGUCAACGUCAUUGCUCGUAUCCAGCGGCUGGCAAAGAGGAUCAGGACCGCUGAACCUUUAAACGUGGAAGAGAGAAAACAAGCUGCACAGACUCUUGUCAAGCUUGCACAACAAGAUGCCUUUCAAGAGGAGUUAAACACACUCAGCCAGAAACUAGGAAGGCUGCCUUGCAACCACCCACUCUUUCAGCUUGACCCAUUCCUCCAAGAUGGCAUAAUGAGAGUAGGAGGAAGAUUAAGGAAGGCAUCUGUGCCUCUCGAGUUAAGACACCCUGUGAUCCUUCCUAAAGAUGGUGCUGUUACAAACCUCAUCAUCGCACACCAUCAUACCAAGAUACAACACCAAGGCAGAGGACAAACCCUCAAUGCACUCAGAGUCAAUGGUUACUGGAUCGCUGGUGGAAGUAAGGCUGUGGCCCAAUACAUCAGGCAGUGCGUACAGUGUAGGAAAGCCCGCGCGCCACCAGAGGAGCAACGAAUGGCAGAUCUACCUAGUGACCGUGUUGAUCCCACACCACCAUUCACUUAUUGUGGUAUGGACUGCUUUGGUCCUUUUCACACCAAACAGGGUCGCAAAGAUCAAAAACGGUACGGCCUCCUCUUCACAUGUUUUUGCUCAAGGGCAGUGCAUAUAGAGAUGCUGGAGGAUUUGACGACUGACGCAUUCAUCAAUGCUUUGCGCUGCUUCAUUGCCCUUCGUGGAGCUGUUAGACACAUUAGGUCUGAUCAGGGAACUAAUUUUAUGGGGGCAAGAAACGAGAUGGCAAAGGCUCUGAAAGAACUUGAUAAGGAAAGAGUGACUGCAUACCUGGCAGAAAAACAGUGUGACUUCCAGAUGAAUACGCCCCACUCUAGUCAUGCUGGAGGCGCAUGGGAGCGCCAAAUCCGGACAGUGAGAAGCGUACUGAGCACGGUCCUUGCCUGCAGUGUGGGAAGGCUGGAUGAUGCCUCAUUAAGGACAUUCCUUUAUGAAGCUAUGUGCAUCGUGAAUAACCGCCCACUCACUGUUGAUAACAUCAACGACCCCAAAAGCUUGGAGCCACUCACACCGAACCACUUGAUCACCAUGAAAUCCUCAAUCCCACUUCCACCUCCAGGUAAAUUUGUCAAGGAGGACCUGUAUGCUAAGAAACGGUGGAGAAGGGUCCAAUAUCUGACUGAGCAAUUUUGGCACAGAUGGAGAAAGGAAUACCUGGCCAAUAUUGCUCUGAGACAGCGAUGGCAUACACCAAGACGUAAUGUGGAGGUGGGUGACAUUGUGAUUCUCAAAGAAGAAGAUGUUCCUCGCAAUGAAUGGAAACUCGCUAGGGUUGUGGAAGCACAUGAGGAUGAUGAUGGACUUGUACGGAAGGUGACAAUCCAGACUGGUGAUAGGAAAUUAGGAAAGAGAGGCGAACGCCUCGUCCAACCAUCCAUGAUUCAAAGACCCAUUCAGAAAUUAGUGGUCCUGGUAGAAAAUGAGAAAAAUAUGUCAUUCAUUGAUUAGAUUUCCCUUCUAAAAUACAAGUUGUCAUUAUGCUGUACUUCAUGCACAUGUUGUGGAGAUGUAAAUUCUGUUCAUACUGUUGAAUUAAUUGUUUGAGAAAAGAAUAUUGUUUAUGUCAAUGCAAGAGUGUUUUAACAUAACAACAUGGUGCUUGGGAAUUACCAUUGAUUUAAUGAACAAUACAAGUGUAUUCACAUUCGCAAUUGUAAUAAUCAAAGGUAAUUGGUGGGAGUGUAACUGACGUUGGAAUGUUUGUGUUGGUUGCCAUGACAACACCAGCAGCGCAUCGGAGAUCGGUACGUUGUCUCUGUUUUGUUUUCUUUAUUUGGUACUCAUAUUGUGUAUCUGUGCAGUGGAGUUAUACGUCUUUCUUAUAAGAAAUGUUUCUGUUGAGAUUGUUGUGAGGUAGUCGCUUCCUGUGAGUCGCGGGAGAGACGACACGGUGCGGUAACACGGCGGACUUUUGGAACAUACAUCUUUUCUACUGCUGGGUUUUACAAGGCGUACACGUUUUCACGGUGCUCCAUGAUUGUCAGAGAGAAAUAAAAUAAUUGUGGACAUCAGUACGAAGCGUGGAUUCUUUCGACCCG
Nothobranchius furzeri (turquoise killifish) is the source of this 4535-nucleotide messenger RNA. NCBI's taxonomy places the organism in Eukaryota, Metazoa, Chordata, Actinopteri, Cyprinodontiformes, Nothobranchiidae. The record is from RefSeq and is a predicted model, not a curated record.